This is a messenger RNA of Anas platyrhynchos (mallard), 2751 nucleotides long. RefSeq names its product ARF GTPase activating protein 3 (gene ARFGAP3). Gene Ontology annotation, biological process: COPI coating of Golgi vesicle. The record is from RefSeq and is a predicted model, not a curated record. Gene Ontology annotation, molecular function: GTPase activator activity. Lineage: Eukaryota; Metazoa; Chordata; Aves; Anseriformes; Anatidae.
UCCCGCCCUGCGCGGCGGGGCGGAGCGGCUGGCGGCGGAGCGGGCGGCAGCGGCGGCAGUUUCUCCGUGGCGGCCCUCCUGCCUCGCCCGCCGCCAUGUGCGAGCCCAGCAAGCAGGACAUCGCCGCCAUCUUCAAGCGGCUCCGCUCCGUGCCCACCAACAAGGUAUGUUUUGACUGCGGGUCAAAAAACCCUAGCUGGGCAAGCAUAACAUAUGGAGUUUUUCUUUGUAUCGAUUGUUCAGGGACCCAUCGAUCCCUUGGUGUUCACUUAAGUUUCGUUCGAUCUACAGAACUGGAUUCCAAUUGGUCUUGGUUUCAACUGAGAUGCAUGCAAGUGGGAGGAAAUGCAAAUGCUUCUGCUUUUUUCCAUCAACACGGAUGCACAACAAGUGAUACCAAUGCAAAGUAUAACAGUCGUGCUGCUCAACUUUACAAAGAGAAAAUUAAAUCUCUUGCAACGCAAGCAACAAGAAAGCAUGGUACUGAUCUGUGGACAGAUGGAUGUGGAAUGCCACCUGUGUCACCGGAGCACAAAGAGGAAGACUUUUUUGCAUCCCAUGUUUCUCCUAAGAAUACUGAAUGGGUACUAUCAGAGCCACAGCCAGUUUCUCUACAGCAGAAAGCUUCAGAAAAUGUUCCAGAAUGCUAUGAAGGUGGACCGGAACAUGGACCAAGUGUUGAUUACCUUAGUACAUCACCAAAAGCUGCUUUAGAGAAUACCACCUUCAUAAAAAAGAAGCCAAAUCAAGUUAAGAAGGGGCUUGGAGCCAAAAAAGGUGGUUUGGGGGCACAAAAAGUCAGCAGUCAAAGCUUUAAUGAGAUUGAAAAACAAGCACAAGCUGUAGAUAAAAUGAAGGAACAACAGGAUCUUCAUAGCAGUAAGCAAACUGGGAAGGAAGAGCCACUUGUAUCAUCUUUACGAUUGGCCUACAGAGAUCUAGAUAUUAAAACAAAAGAAAAAAAGUUAAAUCUAUCUGGUAGGAAGAAAAAUGAAUUUGAGAGGCUUGGCAUGGGAUUUGGCAGCAACAGAAGUGGUAUUUCUCACUCAGUCAUCUCAGAUAUGCAGACAAUAGAACAGGAAACACCAACAAUUGCAAAAACGAAGAAAAAGUACGCUGAUGAGGUAGAAGACUCUUAUAUAUCUUCGUCUAGUUCAAGGUACUGUGAUUCUUCAGAUUUGAAAAGCAGCACUUUCUCUAAAUGGGAUGACAAUUCAGAUUCUUUUUGGAAGAAAGAAAAUAAUAGCGGAGAAGUUGAUGUAAUGCUAACUUCAAAAAGUACAGGAUUUUCAGACAGGCCUGCAUCUUGUCGUAAGCCUGAAUAUGAGCCAUCUUUAUGCACAGAUGAGGCACAAAAAAAAUUUGGCAAUGUAAAAGCAAUUUCAUCAGACAUGUAUUUCGGAAGACAAGAUCAUGCUGAUUAUGAAGCUAGGGCCCGCCUAGAAAGACUUUCUGGAAGUUCCUCUAUAAGUUCAGCGGACUUGUUUGAAGAUCAGAAAAAACAACCAGCUGGAAGCUACAAUAUUACGAAUGUCUUGCCUUCAGCUCCUGAUAUAGCGCAGUUUAAACAAGGAGUGAAAUCAGUGGCUGGAAAACUUUCUGUACUUGCUAAUGGAGUCAUGACAUCUAUACAGGAUCGAUAUGGCUCAUAACAUCUUGUAUAUCAAUUAAGUACACUAAAGAAGAAUUUCAUUUUGGAUACACAAGUAAUCACACUGCUGAUUUGAAUGAAGAUUGCCUUAAGACUGUUGAUAUUUUCAAUUGUUCCAGCAUAUUUGUUGUGGAGCUUUCUGUCUCCCCCUCUUUUUACUGCCAUUUCAUCUUUACAGAGCAGAAAUCUUGUAGAAACUUGUUACAUUGAAUAUGCUUUUUUUUUUCUCCCUGUUACAGUCUUGUAUUUCUCUUAGUGACCUUAAUGAUGUUGGGAUCUGUCUUUUAUUACUGUUUUGGCUGUGAGGCAGGGAAGAGAAAGAAGGAUGAACGUGUGCUUUGAAAAUGAGACUUUGUAAUAGAAACCUCUGUGCAGUUGCAUCCUUAGUUGCCAGACAUGUCUUCUGACUGUCUUAUGAAAUGCGGAGAAAAUUUAGAUUAAGCAUAUGCUGAGAUGGUGUUUAGUGGACUGUAGCAGAACAUAGAAUUAAAUUAAACCUGUGCUUUUCAGGAGGAAAAAGCUCUUGCAGUCAUAAAUUGAUGUGCAUUAAAAUGAUGGGGACUUAGUGUUUUAAAACAAUAUUCCUACUAAAAAAUGUUAUGCUUAAUGUGAAGUAUAAAGGAGAAAAAGAUAUCUGGUAUAUUGAAUAAUAGAUUUCAUCUUGUCAUGGGAACAAUCUAUUUAUUCCUAGUUUUGAAAGUUUUUAAAAAAUUGCAAUAUAGAAUCCUUAAGUGCUUUAAAAAAUAAUAUGCAUUGUGUACGAAUUGAAAAAAAAAAAAAAGAAAAUGUGUAAAGGGCCUAAUAUAAAGUAGUUAGUAAAAUACUUGUUAAAAUGUUUAGAACAAUCUUAGUUUUUUGAUAAAUUAUGAAGUAUUGAAUGAGAAAAUCUAGUGGGGCUGUGUUUUAGACAGUCUAGAAUUUUUGUUGAUGACAUCUUGUAUAAAAUAAUUAGACCUUAAAGAAAAAUCCUCACAACCAAGAAUGAGCUCAAGCUAAUUCUGUUCUGUAACUUUAUUUCUUAAUUCAAAUUUGUAAACUGCUGAUAUCUAAUAAAAACAAUUGAUAUAAACUGAUUUUUUAAUUAAAUUUAUAUGUACAGA